This is a messenger RNA of Angiostrongylus costaricensis, 824 nucleotides long. The record is from the annotation of a GenBank genome assembly. Lineage: Eukaryota; Metazoa; Nematoda; Chromadorea; Rhabditida; Metastrongylidae.
UCGUCUUGCAGAUGAUUGAGGGGACUCGUCCGUUCUUGGCGUCACUGGGAAUAGCAGUGGCUGCAAAAUUGCUUCGGAAUCUGGUGGAUCUCUGUCUCAUGAUUGAUGCCCAAGAUAAGAACAUAGAAAUCGAACUGGUACGUGAAUGCAUCCAGUGCGCCAUCGAUCAUAAUCGAACAUUUCUUCGUCAAACACUUGAAGCCUGUUUGAUUCGGUUGUUCAAUGACCUUCGCCGAUAUAUCCACUGCCUUUCACUUGGUGAACCUCCUAAUCUAAUUCGUGAACUGAAAAAGCUGGACAACAAAGAUGUAUUAAUGGAAGUGGAAUUGAAAGGGAGCAAGGCAUUUUAUUAUCUUCGGAACAUCGAGAAAGCUCGAAUCUCGUUAACCGCAGCACGGAUUAUUGCAAAUUCCAUGUAUGUACCACCUGAGAUACAGGCGGAGACUUGUCUGUCCUUAUAUAUCUUUUUCGCUCAGGCUGCGCUCGAUCUGCAAUCAGGCAUCCUUAAUGCGGCAGAUGAGACAAACUUUUUAGCAGCGUUUUCAUACUUUUAUGAAUUAUGUGAAGGUUAUGAUUUCGCUGGGGAGGAAAAACUUGUAUUGUUAUCACUGAAAUAUAUGCCUCUUUGCAAAGUAAUGAUGGACGAACCAGACGACGUUAAUAAGCUGCUAUCGGGUAAACUCGCUUCGAAAUAUUCUGGGUCUGACUUAGAAGCGCUAAGGGCCAUUGCUGCAGCUGUUAAAGCGAGAAGCCUUGCAGAUUUCAAUGAUGCUUACCCACAAGAGCUUCGAGUACGUUAUUUUCGUGUUCGCAUUUUUUGGUGA